AUGUUGCUAUAAAUAAGGCUAGAAAGGCUAAGUGGGCCAAGAUACAGAUUUGCCUCUUCAGCUGCGAGGGCGAAAUCAUCAGAAGGGUCUUCUUGCAAGGGAUAAUCCACAGGCUUGAAAUACUUCUUGGGGCUGCCGUGUGCUGCUCAGUUACACUUGAGCCUGGGAAACAAGAGGUCAGGGUCAUCAGGCAGUGCUGUGUGCCGCUGCCUACCCGGGAAGGCCAAAGACUGCUAGGAUGGCGGCCAGGAUCCUGCUGGGACUUGCUUGUCUCUGCUCCCCGUUGGCUGCUCUGGUUCUGGACUUCAACACCAUCCGGAGCUCCACAGAAAUCUCCAGCUCCAAGAAGAGUGCGCAGUGCUUGACAGACAAGGACUGCCCGGCCGGGAGGUUCUGCCACAAGCCCUGGGAGGAGCUGCCCUUCUGUGCCACGUGCCACGGGCUACGGAGAAGGUGCCAACGCACGACCAUGUGCUGCCCGGGGACCCUCUGCGUGAACGAGAUAUGCAGUCUAGUUGAGAAGACAGCUCUGGUUGAAGAAAAGAAGCGCGUUGAGCAGACUGGCUCGGAUUCACGAGACGUGCCCCAGAGCCCAGCUGAAGCAGGGCACGUCGUGAAGAAAGGAAGCGCCCAAAGGCCGCCACGUAAUGAUGGAGCUCAAGAGGGAGAGAAAUGCCUCCGCACGUCAGAAUGUGCUCCUGGGCUGUGCUGUGCACGUCACUUCUGGGCCAAAAUCUGCAAGCCGGUCCUGACAGAGGGGCAGGUGUGCUCCAAGCGAGGGCAAAAAGAAGGUGCUCAGGGGCCCGAGAUCUUUCAGCGCUGUGACUGCGGCCUGGGUUUGUGGUGCCAGGUGUCAAGCGGGACGUCCCAGCACUCACGCUUAUGGGUCUGCCAGCGAAACUGACAGGCGUGCAAAGCUUCAGGAGCCCUUUGAUGACAGAAAUCCAGCAGUAGACGCACCCAGCCCCAUGAGAAACAGACACCUGCUCUGCUGCCCUGAAUAGACCACACAGGUGGACCUCUUCAGAUUGGUACAGCGGGAAGCACAACAGCCCCUGAGACCUGUGUCUCUCCGUUUGGCUCGUACACACGAACAGCACACUUCCAAAUGGAGACGGAGAUCUCGCAUUGCUCCCUGCGGCCCAUCUAGUCCAGCUGAAUGCCUCUGGGAAGUUCACGCUGGCCAGCUGAAGGAGGAGGAAGUGGUGGUGGUGGUGGUACUGCUGCUCCCGGGACAGGAAGACCUGCGUCCCUCCCUUAUUAGCACAGCGGCUGACACGGUUACAGAUCCCACCUGCAGCUCCAGGGUAGGGGCAGCCAUGUGGCCGGGCAGCAUAGAAAGAGGGCAAUCUUGUCCCGUAUGCAAAGGUGUGUGCCUUACAAUCUGUGGAACCUUUUGCCAUCAAGACUAAUGGGAUUUCUGUAUUAAAAAGAUUUUAUGGAAGUUGAAGUAUUUAUGUGGAUGGAAGUUUUAUGAACGACUACUUGUUAGG
Messenger RNA from Hemicordylus capensis (graceful crag lizard), 1493 nucleotides. RefSeq names its product dickkopf WNT signaling pathway inhibitor 4 (gene DKK4). The coding region runs from base 239 to 904 and encodes 221 amino acids. The record is from RefSeq and is a predicted model, not a curated record. The transcript is spliced from 4 exons. Gene Ontology annotation, molecular function: receptor antagonist activity; co-receptor binding. Lineage: Eukaryota; Metazoa; Chordata; Lepidosauria; Squamata; Cordylidae. Gene Ontology annotation, biological process: negative regulation of canonical Wnt signaling pathway; multicellular organism development. Gene Ontology annotation, cellular component: extracellular region.